Molecule: messenger RNA, 467 nt
Organism: Frankliniella occidentalis (western flower thrips)
Lineage: Eukaryota; Metazoa; Arthropoda; Insecta; Thysanoptera; Thripidae
Exons: 1
Coding region: 27-464 (145 amino acids)
Source: RefSeq, a predicted model, not a curated record
UCUCCGUUCUCCCCUCCCCGUCUAAAAUGCCUCGUGUCAGCGCCGCGGGUCGAUCUGCCACAAACGGCCGCGCUUUGCGGUGCGGCCUCUGGUCUUCCCGCAGCUGCCCCCAGCUGCCCCCAGCUGCCCCCACCCCCGCUGGCGCUGCUGAUCGGCUGGCCGGCUUGCAGGUGGCGCUGGGGGUUCUGUUCCUGUCGCUCAACGUGCUCCGGGACUGCCGCCUACAUCGCGCGGAGUACAAGCGCUCGGCCGAGCUCAUCAACUACUGCGGGGUGGGCGGGUGCGUCCUCGUGACGGCCAUCAACCUGCUGGCCUCCGGCCUGGACCCCGGGAUUGCCUCGCUGGGCGGCGGCCACGUCACCCCGGACAUCCCCGGCCUCAGCGCCGAGUCGGCCGCGCUGGUGGCGCCCAACGGCACCUUCGGCGCGGCCGCCACCGCCGCCCCCGGCACCACGGCGCCCUGAGCA